Molecule: messenger RNA, 4450 nt
Organism: Schistosoma mattheei
Lineage: Eukaryota; Metazoa; Platyhelminthes; Trematoda; Strigeidida; Schistosomatidae
Source: the annotation of a GenBank genome assembly
AUGAUUUAGAAUGAGUUUAUUUCACUAGUACCAAGGAAACACGGAUGUAAUAAUGAGAAGUUUCUGCAUAUUGAUAUGGGGAUUAUUUUUGAACCAUUCUAUUUAUUUACAUGAUUUAAGGAAUACAAUCAAACUAAUUCAUUGUAACUAUUUCACCCGUUGUGUACCUCCCCCUUUUUUAUUACAAAUAAUCAUUUCUGUAACACUGAGCAGGGAAACAAAAUGAAACAAAAUUUUCAAGAAAUUUGUUAUUAUCACAAUCUUGUUAUUUUAUAUUUGUGUAGGUACAUCAGUUGAUAGAACAGUAUACAUGGCUAUAUUUUAUCGUAAUGAUACCAGUUUGAUUUAAACAGAUCAAAAUAGUAAAGUAUGUGUACGAACAUAACCCCACAUGACUUUAGAAAAAAAAACAGACUGCUUUCUUCUUCUUUUUCUUCUCUUCUAUCGUCUGUCAUGAAAACGUUUUUGAAAAAAAAAUCUAAGAUAAACCAAUCGAUUUAAGGCGAAGGGAAGUUUUAAGUAAUCAAAAGACAAUUGGUGUUUUAUUUCCAAUCUAUGUGUAUAUAAUUUUCAUUUCUGAUUUAAAUAUUAAUUCUACUGUUACUGUUAUUAUUAGUGUUGUUAUUUUUCAUAGAAAAUUCUUUAAAAAAAAAAUAAUCAAACCGGGUGGCGUAGACAAUAUGACAUGGUGCGAAUUACCGUCAUUGAAUGAGUGAUUGACUGACUGACUGACUGAUCAACUGAAUGAUUAGUUGUUAGAUCAUUGGAUAACUAACUGACUGAUUUGGUUGGUUGAUUGGUUAACUAAUUUGUUAACCGGUUGACCAAAUAAAUAUGUUGUCUAAAUAACUGAAUGUUUCGGGAUUGAAUUACUACAUCUUAUUAUUUUUCUUCAGUGAUCUUUGACAUUUUUUUUUAAAAGAAAAAUAAUUCAAAUAGCCAAAUCAACUAUCAACUUUAAUAAUAAAAAUGGUCAUGUAUUCGAUGACAAUAUAUCGGUCAGUGUCAUGAUGUAUGAGAAAAGAUGAAAAAUAAAAAGCCCUUAAUAUCAAUACACACACGUGUAUACACACAUAUACACAUACAAAAACGCAAACACACACACACACACGUACGCCACUUCUUCUAAAUAAUCACCAAUCUACGAAUGAUAACCAGAUAAUUUCAUCUAUUCCAAUAGUGUAUCAAUAAAAAUCUACAUUAAAUAUGUUUAUAUAACGAAUUUAUUUCUAUUUUUUCAUUUUACACCAAAAAAAAGAAAAGUAAAUUAAUGAAACUGAUCUUUGAUCUUUCAUUACAAUAAUCAUUUGUUUAUUUUCAUCUCGAUUAUGAAUAAAAUCCCCCUGUCCUCCCCCCCCCGCCGAGCCAAAAAAAUGAAGAAUCCUAUUACACAAUUAUACAAGUGACUAUCAUCAUAAUUAUUCCAUUGAUAUAAACUUAUCAGGUAUAUCUAUAUAUCUAUAUAUGAAUAUACAGAUAAUUAACCGAUCUAAUCAUUGUUAUUUCUUAUUUAUAUUGAUUUAAUCAUUUCUAUGAUAAUUCUAUAAUUUGUCAUUAAUAAUCUAAUGACAAAAUCACUAUUCAUAAUCAUUAUUCAUUUCAUUAUUAUUUAUUGUAUCAUUAUACAAUUUAUGAAAUCAUUACCAAAAGUCUAUUCUAUAAAAGGUUGUGUUACAUUUGUUUAUAAUGAUAAUUAUUCAAUGCGUCAAUCUAUAUGUGAUAAAUUAAAUACAAAUUUUCAUAGAAUUCCAAUUAAUUUACCAAUUGAAAUAGUGAAAUUAAUUAUUAAUCAUCAAAAUAUUCAUCAAUUAAAUGAAACACAAUUAAAUCAUUUACCAAAUUUAAUUGAUUUAAAUUUAGAUUCCAAUAAAAUUAAAAUUAUUCAACCAAAUACAUUUAAACAAUUAAUUCAAUUAAAAAAAUUAAGUUUACGUUAUAAUUUAUUAACUAUAUCAUAUGAAUCAUUUCAUCCAAUGAUUAUGUAUCAUUUAAAUCAAUUACAAUCAAUUAAUUUAUUACAUAAUCCAUUGCAACAUAUACCAAAUCAUUUCUUUUUACCAAUUGGUCAUACUAUACAAUCUAUUAUUUUAUCAAAUAGUUUAAUGAAAUUACAAUUAUAUAAUGAAAGUUUUUAUGGUUUAUAUAAAUUAAAAUUAUUAGAUUUAAGUAAUACAUAUUUAGAGAAUUUACCUGAUUCCUAUGAAAUAAUAUUUAAUCAAAUGCAAUUAAAUGAAUUAUAUUUAUAUGGGAAUCCAUGGAAAUGUGAUUGUCAUUUAAGAUGGUUAAUAAAAUGGUAUUUAAAAUAUAAUACAAAAUUAAUAUAUUAUAAAUCAAUAAAUGAUAUUAUAUUAUAUAAUAAUAAUCAUAUUGAUUUAGAUACAAAUAAUUGGUUAAUGAAUGAACAUAAAUUAAAUAAUCAAUUAUUAGAAAUGAAUACAUUAUUACAACCAAAAUGUGCAACACCAAUGAAAUUACAUGGAAAACCAUUAUUUAAUCCAAUCAAUAAUAAUAAUAAUAAUGGUAAACAAAUGAUACGUAGUGUAGAUUUUCAUUGUUCACCAGAAUCAUAUACACCGAAUCAAGAAAUUCAAUUUAUAUGGGGUAAUAAUGAUACAUUAAGUUGUAAAUUUUUUGCUGAUCCAUCCGGUAUUGUAAUAUGGUAUAAAGAUGGAACUAGAAUACAAAAUCAUUGGCCAAGAAUAACAACUAAACAAAGUCAAGGGAGAAAUUUUUUAGCUGAAUUAAUUAUUGAAAAUAUACAAAAUUCUGAUGCAGGUACAUAUGUUUGUUAUUUGGAUACAGGUUAUGGACAUGUAAAUACAACAUUCAAUGUACAAGUGGAUGGUGGUAUAACUAUAGACGAACCAUUUUAUCAUAAUGGUAUAUUUCAUUGGAUUAGUAAAUUGGAUACAACUCUUGUGCUCAAGUACACUGGAAUGAUUGCUGUAUGUUUAAUCAUACUAUUAGUAAUUAUGGGCUUACUGAUUUAUUUAUUCAAUGGAAAGAUGUAUUGUCGACCAAAAUUAUGCAUUAAUAAAACAAUGCCAACUUAUGAUAAUAGAUCAGAUCAAUCUAAACCAAGACUAGCUGGUGAAUCAGAUACAAUAAACACUGGUAAUUUUAGUACUUUAAGUGAUAAAAAUACUAUUAGUAAUUCAAAAAGUACGUAUACGCUCCAAGGACAAAAUCUUAAUCUUUGUACACAAUUGGGACCUAAGAAUGAGAAUAUAGCAAUGACGUGUAAACGUUCUCCAACAUCUGAAUUAAAUGAUCAUGUCUACUUGCAUUGCACUAGUUCUGACGUCUUAGAUCAACACAAUCUAUUAUCUAAUAAAUCACGUGAUCCAACAUUUGAUAAUUAUGUAACAGUUCGUCUAUUACCAACAGUGACAGGUAGUGACCUUACUGUUCCUUGCCCUAUACAUAACUAUGCAUUUAUACAUCAAGUUUCUACAGAUCCACCGACAGUAUCUACUGCAAAUAAUGUAGAUAUUAAUUAUGAUGGUGUUGUUACUGGAUCUAUGCAAGUAAUUCCAGAAUCUCAUAUUUCUUCAUCGAACAUAAAAAAAUAUAAUGCAAUGGAAAAUUCAAAUUUAACUACUUCUGUAAGUAAUAUGAAAAUAUCGAGUACUUCUGAGGAAAAUGUCGCAAUAAAAACUAAUAAAGCUAUAAUUACUGAUUCAGGUAAUAUAAACAAUAAAACUGUCAGUAAUAAUGAUAAUAACUGUUUGAAUUCAUCGGUUUACACACCUUGUCCGUUACAUGGUAAUAUAUAUGCAACUCUUCAGAGUAAAGAUAAGAAAAAUAUUUCCUCAGAAAUACGUAAACACAUCGCCAAUGUACCACCAGGUUUGACAGGAUUAAAUUAUGACAAACAUCAUACACUACCAAAUAAAAAGUUUCACUCACAGUUAUCUACUCCUACUACCAAUGUUGUUAGUACAUCUCCUAAUAGUACUAGUGAUAUUCUUAGGACCACUUCUACACUAACCGAUAAAUGAUAUUCUUUUAACAGUAUUGUACAACAAUUAAUCAUCUGAUUGAGUAAAUGAACAAUUAUCAUUAUUUUAUGAUAAUAAUAAUGUAAAAUGACUGUGAUGCAGAAUACACAUAUGCUUACAUAUGAAUAGAAUCAUAUACACGUUUAUCAAAACAUAUUAGUACAAAGACAUUGAUGAAAAGUGAAUAUUAACUUAUUCCUAUUUAUUUAAAUGUACAAAUGGAAUAUACUACAAUUACUAUUCACUAUACAAAUGAGAAGAAUAAAAAUCUGGAAUAAAUUAUACUGAUAAUGCUUUUCAAUAUUCAAUAACCAAGGAAUUAUUCAUGUUCAAAUCGAUCUAUAUAAAGUAAAGAUAAAAUCUCACUUAAAUCAAUAAACCAUUCAAACAAUGUUCCUUUAUGUGUUAUCAAAUUGAUAAAAGAAAUUGUAUGUAAAAUGUAAAAAAAA